AUGUUGGAAGCGUCAAUUUUGUUGGCAAUACGAGAUAACGAUAUUCGUUAUGACUUCCAUCGUGAUUCGUCGCGUUUCGCGUUUGUUGAUCAACUGCAGAAAGGCGAUCGUGUUCUGGUUGAGGUGGGUUCAUUACGAGUCGUCGAUGAUUUAUCGUUGCUAUUGACAAGAAAGGUGAUGCAAUUCAAGAUAAUGGAGACGUCACCAGAUGACUGGCCUGGAGUUGGGUAUAAUCGGAGAAGGAUGUAUGUUCCAGGAUGGAUUGAAUGGAUCGGUGAGGCAUAUCCACAUGAAGGAACCAAAUUCGGUGUUCGUUUGCAGUGUCUUUAUUUGAGUAUGCCAAACUGUUGUGGAUUAUGUAACGGUGAUCGAAUUGUAUGGUUCGACAGAGAUGCUAUUCCAAGACACGGUACCGUUAAAUGGACGGGUCGUUUGAAAGGGCAUAGUAACAUUUAUGUUGGAGUGGAUUUUGAUGAAGAAAUUGGUGGAGGUACAGGUCGUUAUCAAGGCCUAGAACUGUUCCGUACUGCACUCAAUCACGCAGGUCUUCUACCGUUGUCAGCGUGUAUGAAGGAGAGUGAUAUGCCAGCUGAUAAUGCUAUCAACUCUCCCCCUCCAUUAUCACCGUUUGGCUGUUCGGAUAACAAGUCAUCGGAUCAUCAAACCGAUAUUCGUAACCGGAGUGAUGAUUAUGAUUCCAUUCGUAUCUCCAAUGAUGCACCUUUAAAAUAUUUUGGUGUUGAUUAUGAUAAUACACCGAUCAAUAUUAAUAAUAAUAAUAUUAAUGAUGUCAGUCAACCGCAGUUUACUGUUGGUAAGAUUGUGCGCUUAUUACAAUUGUUUUUUUUCUUUUUUAUGAAUUCGUGUUGGGUAUUUGCAGGAUCGUGUGUAGACGUAGAUUAUCGGAACGAACGACGUUUCGGCGUUGUGAAAUGGAUUGGAUAUCUGAGUGAUGUCGAUGAACGAAAUAACGUUAAAUCAGUUGCUGUUGAAAUUGAAGGUUCAAUACCGAAUGGAUGGCCAUUGGACAUUGAUUUGGAAAGCUCAUUCAACAGUUUAACGAAGAUGUACGAUCAUUCGAGUGGUCCUGUCACAAUCGUUCCAAUCUCUUCGCUUCAGCCAGACAAUCGCUUUGCAACACCGAUUGUCAGUGAUAAUAUCAACGACGAUAACUGCGAUCCGCACUUGAAUGGUUCGAAAUUCGGUACGUUAGACGGUGGAGUUGAGUUGAACCCGUGUCAACCAACACGAAAUAUUGAAAGUUUAAUCGGUCGUAUGAAAGGCAUUCAAGGAUAUCGCAAUAGUUGUUAUUUAGAUGCUACACUCUACGCAAUGUUUGCUCAGAGUUCUGCGUUUGAUAGUAUUCUGGAAUCGAGAGACACCAUAACGGAUCAUUCACGACGGGAAUUGGUGCGCAUUCUUGCAACUGAAAUCGUUUAUCCUCUAAGGAAGUUUCAUUUUGUUCGUGCAGAUCACAUUUAUAAAUUGCGGCAGCUGUUAGAAAAACUUUUACCAGAAAUGUCCGGAUUAACAUCGGAUGAGAAAGAUCCCGAAGAAGUGCUUAUCGCUCUAUUCGAUAAAGUUCUUCAAGUUAAACCGUUUCUACAACUCAGGAAUAUCAACGACGGUAGCACAGAUCCAGCGUAUAUAUGCCCGUUGAUAACAGAAGAUUUGUGGAGUGGUGAGCAACGUCUUCUCAUAACCGUUCAGUCCAUCGUUGAAAGAUCUCUGUUCGCGUCGAACAUUCAGUUUGCUAAGGAUCCAAAAGUGUUGAUUCUACAAUUGCCACGUUAUGGACGACAAAAAGUAUUCGAUAAGAUAAUUCCGCAGCAAGAGCUUGAUAUCACACAUCUCGUAUUUGAUUCGCACCUUGGAUACGAUCAUCAACCUCAGCCAAUCAAAAGAUCGAGCAGUUACAAUAGCAAUGCGAAUCGCUCGUCUCAAAACCCGAACGCAGAUCAACGUCAUGCCACAUUAACAUCGUCAAUAACCUCCACCCUCACUUCGUCACUAACAACUCGACGUUCAUCAAUUAUACCAUCACGUAAAUUACAACUUUCUGCAGUUUUAUGUAUCGAAAUGUCACAUUAUGUCACUUUUAUUCGAACAAACACAUUGAACAAAUGGUUGAUGUUUGAUUCAAUGGCCGAUCGAGUUGGUCUUUCCGAUGGUUACAACGUCCCUGAAGUUUACGUUGUGCUUAAGGUGAAACAAUGUAAUAAAAUGUCGCAGUGGUUGAGUGAAUCAGGUAUUGCAAAGAUACGUUCGAGUCUUGAGAAGGAUAGUCGUUUGCCAACAGAAGUGGAAUCGGACAUGCAAAUGAAUAGAUUCAUCUCUGAUUGCUACGUUUGCAUUUACACUUACGAUGAACAGCAACAACAGUCCGAUAAGAAAAUUGAUCCGAUGGCAUUGGCUGCACGUCUGUUCGCAAAGAAUCAGUUUGAUGCAUAA
Molecule: messenger RNA, 2451 nt
Organism: Anisakis simplex (herring worm)
Lineage: Eukaryota; Metazoa; Nematoda; Chromadorea; Rhabditida; Anisakidae
Source: the annotation of a GenBank genome assembly